AUGGCACCUCGUCAGAACGAGAUUCCUGACCAAUCUCUCUACACCUCUGUCAGACAAUAUGCGAGCGGCUAUGAUCACCCGGAUUAUAGCUGCAUCUUCGUGCAUGCGGGCGCUGGGUAUCAUUCGACUGAAAAUGAACAGAAACAUCUUAGAGCAUGUCGAAAUGCUUGCCAAGCUGCAAUGGCUGCCUUAAAGGCUGGUGGGACCUCAACUGAUGCUGUCGAGAUUGCUAUCCGAGUUUUGGAAGAUGACCCUGUCACCAACUGUGGUUACGGCAGCAAUCUCAACUUUAAUGGUGUUGUUGAAGCCGAUGCCUCGAUUAUGGAUAGCUUCGGCCGUACCGGUGCCGUUGGUGCUACUCCCCGUAAGUAUAUGCACCAUAUCACUCAGCUCCAUUCAAAGGAUAUUAACAUCAGACAUAAAGAAAUACAAAACCCCAUCUCUCUUGCACGCCUCAUUCUCGAACGAUCCUCCCAACCAAUGACUCUUAAGCGAGUGCCCCCUAAUUUUGUUGUUGGAGAGGGUGCAGUGGAUUACGCCCGCGAGCAGCAUUUCCCUGUUAGCUCUAAUGAAUCUCUUGUCGCCCAUUCAGCCCGUAUCCGGUUUUCUAAAUGGCAGAAGGAAAUCGAAUACCAAGAGAUUAUGAAACGCAGAGGGAAAGCACUAGAUAGAUCUCGUACCGCCGAUUUUUCUCUUCUCGGGGCCAGUACCCGCCCCAUUCAAGAAGCCGGGUCUGCUUUACCACCUACCGAAAAAGAGUUGCCUGGGACCCCACAAUUGCUUGAACAAAAGGUUGACCUCGUUACCGAUACCGUGGGAGCUAUUUCUAUUGACCGUUAUGGAAAUAUGGCUGCCGGUUCAUCUAGUGGCGGUAUUGGAAUGAAACAACCUGGCCGAGUGGGCCCCGCUGCUUUGAUCGGAGUUGGAACCUUCGUCAAAGAUCGAGGAGAACGGCAGGCUGCUACCGUAGUUAGCGGAACAGGAGAACAUAUGCUUCAUACUUUGAUAUCUGCUCAGGCUGUUAACCGCAUCUACGAUUCCAACGAUGAAUUAGACGCCAUGAAGAAGGUGAUUAAUGAGGAUUUCAUGGGUUCUCAAGGUUAUGGCAAGGCAAACAUUUGGGGCGAACCUGCCAUUGGCAUCAUGUCUGUCAAGGCCGAAAAUGUUUCUUCUAGCAAGAGGCUCAUUUCUUUCGUGUUUGGUCACAAUACUGAUUCUUUUGCCCUCGCUUCAAUGACGAGCAGUGAUACCGCUCCGAAAACCAUAAUGUCUCGUGUCUCUCGUGAACCCAAGUUGGCUGUUGGUGGGUCCUCCCGUCUUGUCCAAAUGCAGGUCAAAACGCACUCGGACGAAAAACAUAAGAAAGAUAAGAUGUCGAAACGACUUGGGAGACACGAUAAGAAAUACAACGUUCCACCUCCAGCUAAACAAGAAAGGAAAGCUACAAUUGCAGGUGGACUAGAAGGCUUGCAUCUCGACAAUCGAGACGGUGAAUCUAGCGGGCCGUCUUCGGGUGAUAGUAACAAGGCUAAUUGUGGGAGUUGGUUGAUUGACCUUUCCGACAGGGAGGGGCAGGCGUAA
Messenger RNA from Orbilia oligospora ATCC 24927, 1581 nucleotides. RefSeq lists its product as uncharacterized. Gene Ontology annotation, biological process: protein maturation. The transcript is spliced from 4 exons. Gene Ontology annotation, molecular function: threonine-type endopeptidase activity. The record is from RefSeq and is a predicted model, not a curated record. Bases 1 to 1581 code for a protein of 526 amino acids. Lineage: Eukaryota; Fungi; Ascomycota; Orbiliomycetes; Orbiliales; Orbiliaceae.